CGCGGGCCUGAUAGUACAACCUAGAGAAAAUUAACUAAAGAAUUCUGGUGUGACAGGCCGGUAUCUUAAUGCUUUCGUGGCGUGAUGGUGGGGGCAACCGUGGGGAGCUUCCGUUUAUCUGUGAGGUCAGAGAAGGCUGGCUGCGUUCAGUGGUGCUGUUGAAAAACACGAUGAAAAUGGCGUGGCAACCGCAAGAGGAAGGACUUCGACAAAUCUUGACGCUCCUCAAGGAGUCUCAGAGCCCGGAUACGGCUACUCAACGAGCUGUACAAGGAAAAUUGGAAGAAUUAAACAAAUUCCCAGACUUCAACAAUUAUCUUAUUUUUGUUUUAACAAAACUCACAUCAGAGGAUGAACCUACGAGGUCUUUAAGUGGACUGAUUUUGAAAAAUAAUGUUAAAGCUCAUUUUUAUAAGUUUUUACCAGAGGUUACAAAUUUCAUCAAACAAGAAUGUUUAUCGGCAGUUGGAGAUUCAUCACCUCUAAUUCGUGCAACUGUUGGUAUUUUAAUAACUACCAUUGCAUCCAAAGGUGAAUUAACUAGAUGGCCGGAGUUGCUACCUGCACUUUGUCAAAUGUUAGACUCACAAGACUAUAAUGUUUGUGAGGGUGCAUUUGGUGCUCUUCAAAAGAUCUGUGAAGAUUCUGCAGAAAUUUUAGAUUCUGAUGCACUUAAUCGACCAUUAAAUGUUUUAAUCCCAAAGUUCCUGCAAUUUUUUAGACAUUCAAGCCCUAAAAUUAGAUCACAUGCUACUGCCUGUGUUAAUCAGUUUAUUGUUAAUCGUACACAGGCUUUGAUGAUUCAUAUAGAUAGCUUCCUGGAAAAUCUCUUCCAUUUAGCUAAUGAUGAUGAUCCAGAAGUCAGAAAGAACGUAUGCAGGGCUUUGGUUAUGCUGCUUGAAGUUCGAAUGGAUAGAUUAAUACCACACAUGCAUAAUAUAAUAGAAUAUAUGUUAAUGAGGACACAGGAUCUUGAUGAAGGAGUCGCUUUAGAAGCCUGUGAAUUUUGGCUUUCAUUAGCUGAACAACCAAUAUGUAAAGAAGCACUUGCACCACAUUUACCUCGUUUAGUACCUGUAUUGGUGAGAGGUAUGAAAUACUCAGACAUUGAUAUAAUACUUCUAAAAGGGGAUGUGGAAGAAGAUGAAAUGAUCCCAGAUAGAGAAGAAGAUAUCAGACCAAGAUUUCCCAAGUCAAAAACACAUCAUUCACAUCAUGGUAAUAUGAACAAGCACUCAAACGAAAACGGAGGUUGUGAUGAAGAAGACACAGAUGCUGAAGAUGGAUGUGAUGACGAUACGUCACUUAGUGACUGGAAUUUAAGAAAAUGUUCUGCUGCUGCUUUAGAUAUGUUAGCAAACGUAUUUAGAGAAGAAUUAUUACCUGUUCUAGUACCAAUUUUGAAAGAGACGCUUUUCCAUCAAGAUUGGGUAAUCAAAGAGUCAGGAAUAUUAGCACUAGGAGCUAUAGCAGAAGGUUGUAUGAGCGGAAUGAUUCCGCAUUUAUCAGAAUUAAUUCCAUAUUUAAUUAGUUGCUUAAGCGACAAAAAAGCACUAGUACGCGCUAUUACUUGCUGGACAUUGAGUCGUUAUGCGCAUUGGGUCUGUGCCCAACCGCACGAUACACAUUUGAAACCAUUAAUGACUGAAUUAUUGAAACGAGUACUUGAUGGCAAUAAACGCGUGCAGGAAGCAGCAUGUUCUGCUUUUGCAACGUUAGAAGAGGAAGCGUGUACAGAACUAGUCCCUUAUCUUGGAUUUAUUCUUGAAACGCUUGUUUUUGCUUUUGGCAAAUAUCAACAUAAAAAUCUUUUAAUAUUGUACGAUGCAAUUGGUACACUUGCUGAUUCAGUAGGACAUCAUCUUAAUAAACCAGAUUACAUUAACCUUCUUAUGCCACCACUCAUUAAUAAGUGGAAUGUGUUAAAAGAUGAAGACAAAGACCUUUUCCCAUUAUUAGAAUGCCUUUCUUCAAUUGCGACUGCUUUACGAUCUGGUUUCCUUCCUUAUUGCGAACCCGUGUAUAGGCGGUGUGUAUCCCUCGUAGAGCAGACGCUAAAUCAACACAUAGCAAAUACACAGAGUCCAGAACAAUUUGAGGCCCCUGAUAAAGAUUUUAUGAUUGUUGCAUUAGACCUUCUUAGUGGCUUAGCAGAAGGGUUGGAUUGUCAUAUGGAACGCUUAGUAAUGAACAGUAAUGUAAUGCAACUGCUGUAUCAAUGUAUGCAAGAUGUUAUGCCUGAAGUUAGACAAAGCAGUUUUGCCUUAUUAGGGGACCUUACAAAGGCCUGUUUCCAACAUGUUCUACCGUGCAUACCGGAAUUUAUGCCUAUACUUGGACAGAAUUUAAAUCCUGAGUUUAUAUCUGUAUGUAAUAAUGCAACAUGGACUAUCGGUGAAAUAGCUAUAAAACUCGGUUCUGAUACAAGUGCAUAUAUCCCAUUAAUUUUGACCCAGCUCAUCGAUAUAAUCAACAGACCGAAUACGCCAAAAACGCUGUUAGAAAAUACAGCCAUAACGAUCGGUCGCCUAGGUUAUGUGUGUCCCCACGACGUCGCCCCCAUGUUACAGCAGUUUGUCCGACAGUGGUGUACCUCUUUGAGGAGUAUAAGAGAUAAUGAAGAAAAGGAUUCUGCAUUCAGAGGUAUGUGUCAGAUGAUUACAGUAAAUCCAGCAGGAGUGGUACAAGAUUUCAUCUUUUUCUGUGAUGCUGUUGCAUCUUGGGUGACGCCUAGAGAAGAUCUUAAGGACAUGUUUCAGAAGAUAUUACAUGGCUUCAAAAAUCAAGUUGGUGUGGAAAAUUGGAAACGAUUUUCAGAUCAAUUCCCACCACAACUCAAUGAACGACUCCAUAAUAUGUAUGGCGUUUGAGAAGCCCCGCCUAAAUGCGAAGGCCGCUUUAAGGGGAAGGCCAAAAGGGGUUGGGCGGGAAACAGAACAAUGGGUGUUCAGGGUGGGUGGGUGAAACCACGGCCUCUUCUCAUCAACAUCGUUGUCGUUACCGUGUUAUGGUCAUCGUCAGGCUCUCGGGGGAAUUAAUAUGCGUUAUUAGAGCUGCAAUCAGCAAGAGGUAUAAAUGAAAAAUCAAAGUGAGAAUGAAACGAAGAAAAUUGAGAACGACAAAAUAAAUGUCAUGGGCCGAAAUGUAACGCGUGGGUGGGCGGGUAGGGGGGGGGGCGGGAGGGAGGGAGGAACUGUGCUGGGGUCACCGACCAUUUUACAGUAAAGGUAUCAUAACUUUGACGCUAAAUCGCAUUGCAAACAAAAAAAACAAAAGUGAUACCUUCAUGUAGUGAAAACGUACACGCUGUACACUCCGUUUCCAUUAGCGCUGUGUAACACUGUUAAGUGUUUAAUUCUCGCGUAUUGAAACGAGACACGAAGUGCUGGCAACCAACUAGCCCAGCUCUUAAACGAAACUGACUUUUCAAUUAUCGUGGAGGAAGGAAAUAAUAGCGAACAGCAAGAAAUGAAACAAAUGAAAAGGAGAAAAUAAUCGAAAUACAAAAAGAAGGGUAUAGAUCUCACGUUAUAGAGCUUGCUAAACUACUGUGAUCGAAAAUCUAUAUAUUAGGAAAUAUUAAUUUUGUUUUUUCUUAAGGAAGAUAGAGAGAUAUUUCAUUCUAUAUGAGUUGUGUAGAGCUUUAGACGGUGGUAGUAAUACUUAUUUGAUAUAAAACUAACAAAUAGAGAAGUAUGUUAGUAGAAAUUUCAUAGUGUACAGAAGGUUUUUGAGAAUAUGUAUUUUUAUACGUUGAAACUCGAUAUAAAUGCAGAGAAAGUGCCAUUCCGUUCGUUUCGAACCAAAAUUUUUCUGCUUACUUUAUUCUCUCCUUGCUGAUUGUGAUAUUAGGUUAUAUGACACUUUGUGGUCAUGUAUGAAUGGAACUAUUUCAAAUGGAUUAAUAUAUACAUAUUUACAUAUAAAAAAAUGAAUGUAUGUAGAUAUUAUAUAUAAUUAUAUAUAUCAGAUGUAAUGUUUUAACCCACAGACUAUUUUGUGAUUAUUUUUUUGUUAAAAAUAUUAAAUUAAGAUCAUAUUAGCUCUUAGUGUAAAUAGAUAAAUACAUUUUAGAGUGAAAGUUUUUGUUAUCACUAUAGUGUUUCAAAUUUUUUGCUUACGUAUCACCUCUUAAUGGGUUAAAGUUAUAUAAAGCAACACGUGGGAGCGAAUAUAGUUUGAGUAUGAUUUACAGGUAACGAUUCACAGAGUUUUGAAUCUAUGACGUGAAAUCUAUCGCGAUGUAGGGAAAUUUUCGUCGUGUACACGCCAAUCUCCAUUUCAUUUCUCUAUCUCUUUUUGCGUUUGUAGAAUAUUUUUCGACUUCAAGCGCUGACUGUGUCAUUCCAGUCCAGUUUUUGGGCCAGUUCAAAAAGCAAGCACUUUUUAUCAUUAAAAGACGAGAUUACGUUUGUCGUCGUUAUUUUUGCUGUAAAACGCGAUGCUACAAAAACGAAAUCUUAAAAUUGCGAAAAAUGCGUUUAUAUGCAUUGAUAAGAAAUGAAUAAGUAAAAGGUAAUAACAAAUAUACUAUCGAAUGUCGUGAAUUUUGCGAGAAAAAAAAUCCACGGAAAUCGAUUUCUAGAACUUCUAUGACGUGAACUGUAAUUUUUAUUUUCUGUUUAUUUGUUGAAAAAAAUAUUCCAAAAAACAAAUGUGAACAAGUAAAGAAAAAGAAGCUCAACUUGAAUAAUGAACUAAUUUAAUCGUCGUUGAGUCACUGUUGUCAAUCAAACUUUAUUAAUAAAAAAACAAAAAAAAAAAAAAGGAACAAACAAACUGGCAGGAUGAACUAGCGCAGGCGAGAUUAGAUAUUACAAGAAAAAGAAAACGCGUUGAAUCUGUUACGCAUUUAUAAUAAGCGAGGCGAUUUUUUCGGCCGAUUCAAGACACUUUUUCAAGCCGAACGAUUCCCAUCCGCUCGAUCAAAAAGCACAGAGACCAUCGUGUAAUCACAGCAACGCUUGUAACAAAUACAGUCCGGCAGUGAGAAUAUUUUUUUAUUGUCAUCAUGGACUAAAUGGAAGAAAAAGAUAUUAUUUUAACGUUCAACUUCUACUUUAACGAAGUAUCGCGUGAUCACGAGAAAUAAAACGUGCAGUCUCUGUUUUCGUCGUUUUGUAUGGAAAAGCAAAAAGGAAAAAAGAACAGAACCUUUUGCGUAGAGAACAGAAAGAUUUAUCAUAUACGUACAUUCGUGACCGCUCCUUUGAUUCGAUCCACGUUUGUCAAUUGGCAAUCUCCUUGUUGCCAUUACUCUUUAUCCCCAUUUUUGGUCCUUUCCUUGCUCUGCCUGCGCCAUUUUUGUGAUAUUACUAUUUUUUAUAAUUACUUAAGGGCUUGGAAGUAAACAAGAUUUAAGGGAAGAACAAAAACGAGCCAUGUGCGAUUUAUCGACUCGAGUCUAUAAAUUUUCUCUAUCUAGGUUUCACAAAAAUAUUUAAAAAAGAUAUAUUUUUUUUAUUCUUAUUAUUACUACACGCUAUUAUUAUUGCCUGCUUUUAUUACAUUCUCAAUGUUGUAUUGUAAAUAAUACAAAGCGAACGUCAUCACUAAAAUCAUUUUUUUCACAUUGUCACUUAUCUUUGUUACUGAAUUGACUAGUGUUUAAAUAACAUAUUCGACUUAACAUACAUAUAUACACUCGAGAUAUAUAUUUAUAUAUACAUAUAUAUAUAUUUUUUUUAAAUAGUUCCUAAGCUAGAAGCAGAAUGUUUUUCAGUGAUACACAAGUGAACACAGACACAGAUGCGUACACGAUUUAUAAUAGACCUAUCUCUCAGGUUAUCUCUAUUCAAUUUUAUACUACAAAGAAAUGGAAUUUUCAAUGAAAGAAUACUUGUUAUACAUGUUGUCAUAGUGUCCUGUGUAUCGUUGUAAAUAUAAUAGUAUGUAUGAUUUUCUUGUGUAAAGAAAAUACUUUGUGAACGACUCCCGUCGAGAUUUCACGUGGCUCGCUAUUAUUUAUUAUUGCUCGGAACUUUCACUCAAGAUAAGGACUAAUUAAAUUUAUAAUGAAUUACAACAGUGAGUGGAAAAGCAAAGUGUCACGAACAAAAAAAGAAUUGACUAUUUAUACAUAAUAUUAUAUCAAAGUGAAUUAAUUAUUAUAGAGAAGAAAGAGAGGAGGUGAAACGAGAAGUUGAUUGAUAUUUGAGAAAUUUCCAAGUUUUUUCUAUUUGUAGAGAGAGAGAGAGAGAGAGAGAGAGAGAGAGUAAAAGAAUGCAUGAAAGAAUGCACAGAAUGAUUGCAAAGUAAAUAAAACAUAGAAAAAGAAAGACGUGAAAAUGAAUAAGUAAUUAAAUGAAACAAACAUGAAGUAAAUAUAUUGUUGUAUCUUUAUUGUUGUUGUUGCAUGAGACUAGCGUAAUAGACUGAGCCAUACAUGUGGUUAAAUAACUAUUAACGUAAUAUUUCUUAAUACUAUAUUAUUGUAAUUAUUAUACGAUGUGUAUUAUAUUUAAUCGUGCUGUUUCGUGCGGGCAGUGUUUGGAGGGAGUUCUUAUCCUUUGGGACUUUUGUAAACACUAUUCGUUUAUAAUUAACGGUAGCCUCGUCAUCCUUAACGUGAGGAUGUCCUUUAUCAUAUCGUUCUCUAAAAAUACGUACACAAAAUCGCUCGUUUUAUAUUCUAGUUUGUGUUUUAUCAUGUGUUAUGUUAGAACAAUGAUUCAAUGAUUAAAUCAUUAAUUUAGUUUUUUAACAUAAUUGAUCGUGGCUGAAGAAUCAAAUUUUACCCCCUAAAUUGUAAAGUAGACGUAUUCGUGUAUAUCUUUCUAUAUGUAUGUGUGUGUUGCGUGUUUCUGUGCGUGCUUGUAUGUCGUGUGUGCGUAUAUAAUAUAUUUCCACUCCAAUCGAGAAGCGUGAAUAACGCGUACAUCUUACAAUUUUUAUACCGCUGGGAGAGGUAUAUUGAAUUCUUCUUUAUUAUCUAAUUGUUUAUCGAACGAUUUUAUAUAUUUUUCAUCUUAAAGAUAGGCAGAAAGAAGUACGACCUAACUUUCUACUAAGAUGCGCUUCUAGAUCGCGUUAAGUUCUUCUCGAUUGGAUCAUGUGUCAGAGAGAAAAGAAGGGAAAGCAAAAAUCCUUUUCUUUCGCCCAAAGGAUCGGAACUUCGUGGGGCUGUUCCUAGUACCUGAUUAUCCUAUCCUUGCGGCACGAAGGCUCUUUUUUUCUAACGACGAACAAACACAAAACAGGAACAACCAGAAAACAUCUUCUGGUAAUUGGAUUCUCUGUUCUCUCGCGUCUCGCAAGCGCCAGCGAAUUCUUCUGCCCAGUGUUCGCACUUGGUACAGAGAGAAAAAAAUCGUAAAACGGUGUUCUUUUUAUUGUUGCAUACCUUGACUGCCUAGUACUUAAGUACACAUGAUAUAUGUAUAUAUAUAUACACACAUCUUACAUACACACACACACACACACACACACAUAUAUAUACACAGAUCUAACAGAGAUAAAGAAAACUCAAGAUUAGUGAUCGCAAAAGUGAGUCUUCUUUGCAUGAAUUUCUUAUAAAUAUCGAAUAUAGAGAGACUAUAUUUUAUUUUUCCUCCUUUUUUACACACUAACACACACAUACAUAGACACACGCUUGUCAAGGUGCAACGAAAGGUGCUGUCGAAUGCUUGUUUGCGAAUUUUUAUACGUCGAAAACGAGGAAAACGAAGCAUCCAACGAUUUGUUCUCUCGCAUCGUGAAUUUCGAGUUACAUAAUACAAUGUAUAAACGGGGGAAUCAUUGAAUUCGAAAAAGGGAUUAAAAUAAGAAAGGCGGUGAAAGCGAAAGCGAUACAAAAGCUCGAAGGAGGAGCGACACGCUAUUCUUUAUUCAGUAUUGUAUUACCGAUGUAUGAUAAGCUUCUGGCAAUCAUCUCAUUGUGAACAGUGAAAAUCUUAUUUUAAUGCUGUCGUUGGACACUUUAUUACAUAAUUAUUAAUUACGAUUAUUAUUGUUGUUGUAAUCGAUGAACGGAAGGGUCAUCGUUCGACUUUUCAUCUGUAGGAAUUGCGAUUCCCGGGGCCCACAAUCAAAAAAAGUCGGCUUUUUAUUGUAAAGCAAUGAAAGCAAGAACAAAGAAGAAUGAGAUAUAAAAAGGAGCAAAACUAACAAUGAAAAAAGGAGCCAUAGAAAAGAAUAAAGCGUCACGUAAGCACGCAAAGACCGUACAGAAGAUGUCUUUCAACGACUAAAAACAGAUGUGAAUUCUAUUUUCAUUUUCUCUCUGCAUGUGUUUCGUAUACGAGACUGUAAUGAUGGAAUUAUCGUGGCGCCAAGAGAGAACACGGAUUGUCACCUUUUAUUUUCGUUUUAGCCUUAAGAAAUUCAGUCUCUAAUUGUAUCGUUGCGUUUUACUAUUCUUCGACGUUCGGAGGAGGACUGUAUCCAGAUUCUUUCCUCUCUCUGUUCGAGAGGAAAAGCUUCCGGUCUAGUUCAGAGCAUGUUCGUCGAUACACAUGUAUUGUACCUAUGCACGCGCACAAUCGAAACGAUCCGUCUCUCGAUCACUUUCUCUUGGCUCUCUGUGUGCUACGUGACCAUGCCAUUGGAAAUAAAUCUUGAAGAAUAAUAGCAUAAAAA
Messenger RNA from Bombus terrestris (buff-tailed bumblebee), 8577 nucleotides. RefSeq names its product transportin-1 (gene Tnpo). NCBI's taxonomy places the organism in Eukaryota, Metazoa, Arthropoda, Insecta, Hymenoptera, Apidae. Gene Ontology annotation, cellular component: nucleus; cytoplasm. The record is from RefSeq and is a predicted model, not a curated record. Gene Ontology annotation, biological process: protein import into nucleus. Gene Ontology annotation, molecular function: nuclear import signal receptor activity; small GTPase binding. Bases 69 to 2870 code for a protein of 933 amino acids. The transcript has 15 exons.